UUGUCGCUAGCAUCUAGCGCUGUGGCGUUCAACGUCAACUGUAACAGCAACUACGCCUCAUACUACGGCCAGAACUCUGCUGGAUCCCAGAAGUCCCUCGGCACCUACUGCCAGGAUGCGACUGAAGAUGUCAUUGUUCUUGCCUUCAUGAACGGUUUCCCUAACAUCCUCCUCAACUUUGCCAAUGCCUGUGAGACGACCUUCCCUGGCAGCACUCUGCUGCAUUGCCCUAGCAUGGCUGCUGAUAUCAAGUACUGCCAAUCUCAGGGUAAGGCUGUCGUCCUUUCCAUGGGUGGCGCUUCGGGCGCCUAUGGAUUUUCCAGCGAUGCACAGGCUACCGCCUUUGCUGACACCGUCUGGAACAAGUUCUUCAAGGGUACCGAUUCUCAGCGUCCGUUCGAUGAUGCUGUUCUUGAUGGCAUUGAUCUCGAUAUCGAGGGUGGUGGCGCGACUGGGUACAAAGCGUUCAUUGACCGCAUGCGUUCAUACUAUGCAACUGACUCGAGUAAGCAGUAUUACAUCGCGGCUGCUCCCCAGUGCCCGUAUCCUGAUGCCUACCUUGGUUCCGUGAUGAACAACGCUUGGUUCGACAUGGUCUACGUCCAGUUCUACAACAACUACUGCGGUCUCAAUGCCUACCCCUCGUGGUUCAACUAUGCUGACUGGGACAACUGGGCCAAGACUGUGUCGGUCAACAAGAAUGUCAAGAUCUUCAUUGGCGCUCCAGGCGGCCCAUCUGCUGCCAGCUCAGGUUAUGUCAGCGCAAGCACACUACAAACCAUUUACAACGAUGUUCGUAGCAAGUACUCGAGCCUUGGUGGAAUUAUGACCUGGGAUGUCAGCCAGGGUCGUGCUAGCGGACUUGCUGGCUCAAUUCGCUCGAUGCUCAACUCAGGUGGCUCCUGCAGCUCACCUGGUGGUGGAACAUCUUCCACUCUGCCGCCUAUUAGUACAUCGACUACAUCAACCACCUCUCAGCCCCCAGUCACAUCCUCGACUGCCACACCCAUCACAACUACCAGCACCACUUCGUCUGCUCAGCCUACAUCGACGUCCACUGGGACAUGCCCGGUUAAUGGUGGUGCCUGCACUGGUAACCAGCAAGGG
Molecule: messenger RNA, 1107 nt
Organism: Linderina pennispora
Lineage: Eukaryota; Fungi; Kickxellomycota; Kickxellomycetes; Kickxellales; Kickxellaceae
Product: glycoside hydrolase
Exons: 1
Biological process (GO): carbohydrate metabolic process
Cellular component (GO): extracellular region
Molecular function (GO): chitinase activity
Source: RefSeq, a predicted model, not a curated record